AGAAGAAGUUCUUCACGACGAUGAAGAAAAACGGCUCCUACCGAACCCGGGACCAACUCACUUCCAAAUGGAGCCACAUCAACAAAAAAGUCUGAAAGUUUAUCGGAGUUUACGAGGAAUGCUCCCGGUCCUAGAGGAGCAGCACGAACGACGCCGAUGUUCUCUGGCUUGCCACGACCCGGUAUCAAGACAACGGGCACCAAGAUCCACCGUCGUCGCCGAGGUUGAGGUCGAUGAGACUAUCGGUUCUACCGAUCAAAUCCCUUCCUUCAACGUUGCGGGUUCCGAUGACGAGGACCCCAUUCCACGGCCGAUCGGAAGAAAGAAGGCAAAAUCCAUUGCCUCUGGUUCGGGAGGGUCCGCCUCUGUUUCCGCUUCUCCCCGCGACGAAAUCGGCCGGGCAAUGGUUGAACAACUUCGGGCGUUCAAUCUCCAAGAACAAGAGAGGUUGAAGCUAAAGGAGAAGGAGUUGAAGCUAAAGGAGCAGGAGGCCGAGAUGAAAGUCAUGCAAACCGACCCCGGGAUCUCGAUCCUUUCCUUCUCAGCCGAUUCUCUGUUCCUCGGCAUAAGCAUGGCAUACGCCAUCAACAAGGAUACACCUGUUCUCCAACUUCAUGCCAAGACCCAUUUUCCGAUUAAACUCAUCACCACAAAUUUUCCGAUCUGGCAGCGCCAGGUUCGCUCCACUCUUAUUGGCCUUAAUCUUCUGGGCUACAUUGAUGGGACACUCACGUCUCCCCCAACCACGGUUGACGGCUCCGCGAAUCCGUGUUACUCCAUCUGGUUUCGUCAAGACCAAUCGAUCGUCGGUGCCCUAUUGGGUAGUUGUACCGACACCAUCCAACCGCUCAUUUCUAAUGUUGAAACGGCUCGUGAAGCGUGGCUCAAUCUUCACUCCAGUUUUGCGAGCGCGAGUCGCGGCCAUAUUUUAGCCCUCAAGUCUAAACUUGGGAAGAAUCCGCGUGGUGCUCGUUCUAUUAAUGAGUAUCUCCAUGAAAUGCACUCUCUUGCCAAUGAGCUUGCGCUUAAUCAAAGUCCAGUUGCGGAAGAGGAUCUCGUGUCACAUGUCCUCAAUCAGCUUGGUCUAGAGUAUGAUCCUGUCGCAUCUGCUGCCUUCAUCCGUGGCUCCAAACUUCCAUUUUCUGAACUUGGUGACGUUUUGCGUGAUUUUGAACACAAAUUAACCCUUACUGAUGAUGCAACUUCCACCGUGGUGGCCACUACCAAUGCUACUCAACGCCAUCCCUCUACUGGCACACAUUGGCAGUGUUUCUGGUUCGUCGGCAUCGUCCUCUCGGUCCUCUGGUAAUCAACGUUUUUCUUCUGGGGGGUCCUUCAAGUCGUCCCGCCGUCAUGAUGGGUCCUCUCCAGCUUGCCAUUUCUACUCCAUUCCUGGGCAUGACAUUAAAGUUUGCCGUAAACU
Cuscuta campestris is the source of this 1423-nucleotide messenger RNA. The record is from the annotation of a GenBank genome assembly. NCBI's taxonomy places the organism in Eukaryota, Viridiplantae, Streptophyta, Magnoliopsida, Solanales, Convolvulaceae.